Messenger RNA from Coffea eugenioides, 1527 nucleotides. RefSeq lists its product as uncharacterized. Bases 1 to 1527 code for a protein of 508 amino acids. NCBI's taxonomy places the organism in Eukaryota, Viridiplantae, Streptophyta, Magnoliopsida, Gentianales, Rubiaceae. The transcript has 2 exons. The record is from RefSeq and is a predicted model, not a curated record.
AUGGAAAGUUGGAAAAACAAGUUGCUAAGCAAUGCAGGGAAAGAAGUACUACUGAAAGCCAUCGCAAUGGCUCUACCUAUGUACGCCAUGUCCUGCUUCAAACUUCCAGGCAAACUCUGUAAAGAUGUGAGUGCAAUGAUGGCUAGGUACUGGUGGGGAGAAGAAGAAGGAAAAAAGAAGCUGCAUUGGUGCUCCUGGUCUAAACUUACAAAGCACAAAGACAAAGGGGGAAUGGGAUUUAAGGACCUGCAAGAUUUUAAUAAAGCUCUUCUUGGAAAGCAAAUUUGGAGGUUGAUAACAUGCCCAAAUCUUUUGCUAAGUAAGGUUAUGAAAGCCAGGUGGAAUAGACCUUUGAUUUUCAGUACAUUCAAUGGGAAAGAUGCUGAAGAAAUCCUCAAAAUUCCAAUAAGUUUAGCAGGCAGGACAGAUUGCAGCUACUGGAUAGCAAGCAAUAAUGGAAAAUACACUAUGAAGUCAGCCUAUAAGAUGCUGGAAAGGGAGGAGAAAGCUCAACAACAAGAGAGUAGUGGGAAAGGGGAAACCAGCUGUCAUGUGCAGAAGGAGAAGGUAUGGAGGAAGAUGUGGGGAAUGGACAUUAAGGGCAAACUAAAGCAUUUUCUUUGGAAAUGUCUGAACAAAGCUCUACCAGUGAACGAGCUCAUUUACUACAGAACUCGAAUGGGGGAACCAAUAUGUCAAGUGUGUGGCGAAGGGGAGGAAACAAUAGAGCACUUGAUGUUUUUUUGCACUAUCGCAAAGGAGCUAUGGAGAUUGGCACCUGUGCAGUGGGAUGGCAUUGAGGAUAGAAGAGGUAAUUUUAACACAUGGUGGAGUGAGUUGAUGGAAGCAUCAAGUAAGAGGGAAGGACAGCAGCACCAAGCACUUACCGUGAACAUUCUUUGGCAACUGUGGAAAGCUAGGAAUGAGAAGAUCUUCAACAACAAGAGUAGGAAUCCUUUUGACAUUGUACAGAAAGCUCAUCUAGAAUGGAUAGAAUACACUGAAGUGCAAGGUACAGGUAAGCUGGCGAGCAGACAGGAAACAUCAGCUAGCAAUGAAGAGGCACCAGAUGACACAACAAACAGCAACACAAUGACAAUUGUUGUGGAGGUGAGCCAGCAGAAGGAAACGAAAACUAUGGGCAUUAGUAUAGUGGCAACCAAGGACAACAAGGUGCAUGCUACAUGGGCCAUGAAGGACAGAAGUACAGGGGACACUUUAUUGGAUUAUGCGGCUGCACUCAAAUUAGCGUUGUGUAAAAUCAGCCAGAAGCAUUGGCCUGCUGUGCAUCUGCUUGUUUCAUCCGCACAGAUGGUACGAAUGCUGAGAAAUAACAAGACCACAGAUGUAAGACUUUUUGCUCAAUUGGAAGACAUUCACAUGUUCAAAGCUUUGUUUAUGAACUGCUCAUUUAGCUUAGUUGCCAACCAGUGUAAUAGACUAGGGAGAAGAAUUAGUAAGUAUGCUACUUCAUUAGCGCAAGAUGAGGAAUAUCUAAGUCCUCUGUGUCAAAUGACACAAUUGUAG